Messenger RNA from Scatophagus argus, 8316 nucleotides. Its product is annotated as diacylglycerol kinase delta. Lineage: Eukaryota; Metazoa; Chordata; Actinopteri; Scatophagidae. Gene Ontology annotation, molecular function: ATP-dependent diacylglycerol kinase activity. Gene Ontology annotation, biological process: diacylglycerol metabolic process; lipid phosphorylation; intracellular signal transduction. Bases 1065 to 4349 code for a protein of 1094 amino acids. The record is from RefSeq and is a predicted model, not a curated record. The transcript has 29 exons.
GGAUAUGGAGAGAGAGGGACAGACAGAGCUGGUGUCAGUGAGUGAGUCUGCAGGGAACAACAUGUUUCUGCUCAUUAAAGACAGAAUGAUAUGUCGACUGGCGGAAAACACACACACACACACACACACACACACACACACACUCUCGCUCGCUUGCUGUAAUUUGACUUGGCAUAUGAGACACUGAUCUGACACUGAAAGCAGUCAGAUGACGGCGCGUAGGCAGCAGACACGCGCACGCACACACACACACACACACACACACACACACACACACACACACGCACACACGCAGAGUCAGGACAGCUCAUGCAGGCUGGCAGGACAUGAGUUUGUGCGAUCACAGUGACGUCUCCAGCUCUCUUGAGCAGAGUGCAGCGCCAUUAACCUCCCCGUCAAUCUGACAUGAUCUGACUGUCUGUCUGCAUGUGUGUGUGUGUGUGUGUGUGUGUGUGUGUGUGUGUGUGUGCUCUCACUGCCAGUCAGACAGGUUCCUCCGGUUCUAUUUAUAGCCUCCAGGAAAUAGGCUUGUUCUUACACGAGCACACAGACACACACACACACCUUUUUUCUCAGGUGUAUGCUGUGUACAAUUGGGGGAGGAGCUUAUUGCCGUGCUUCACCUUAUCUCCACUGUGUCCUCCACCACCUGAGUGGGCGUGGCCACCUGACAAGAGAAGUUUGAAAGAGAGGAAGUAGGAUUGUAUUGUUUGAGGAACUGCUGCUGUGAAAAGAGACUCACUGCUGAGGUGUGGUGUGCCUGUGUGUGUGCGUGUGUGUGAGUGAGUGAGUGUGUGCGCGUGUGUGAGGGAGCGAUACACACCGAGAGGUGAAGGGAAACUUUGUGUAGAGUUAACAUAACAACGGGUGGAGGGAAUGUUUGCUUAAGAACAGGAAGAAGAAAGAGAUGGACAGAAGACCGUCCAAGUAGCUCCAGAAAACAGCAGAAUUUGAGAGGCAAACUUCCUCUCCGUUGCUUCGUGCCUGCCAGACUCUCUGCGCUACCCGGAGUUUAAGGCUGCUGUGUUAGUGUUACCCAGCUCGCACGGACGCCGAGGUCAUCGAUGCCCGGGUUGUGUCAGCCCAGCGGGUGCUGCAUGGCGCCCCUGUUGUUUCGCUGCGAGGCACGGGGGCAGGGGGACGACGACCAGCUCAGCCAAGCCGAUCAACUGGAGACCAGUCACGUUGAGAAAUCAAAGGGGAGUCGCCUGGUGCCAGAGAAAAGCGUGAAGGAGGGAAUCCUGUUAAAGCAGACCAGCUCCUUCCAGAGGUGGAAGAGGAGGUACUUCAAACUCAGAGGGAGGACCCUCUAUUAUGCCAAAGACUGCAAGUCUCUUAUCUUUGAUGAAGUGGACCUAUCGGAUGCCAGCGUGGCUGAGACCAGCACCAAGAACAUCAACAACAGUUUCACGGUGAUCACCCCUUUUCGCAAGCUAAUGUUAUGCGCCGAGAGCAGGAAGGAAAUGGAGGACUGGAUCAGCGCUCUUAAAUCCGUCCAGAAGUGGGAAACCUACGAGGCCAGCCAGUUCAACAUGGAGCAUUUCUCCGGGAUGCACAACUGGUACGCCUGCUCGCACGCCAGACCGACCUUCUGCAACGUCUGCAGGGAGGCUCUGCCGGGCGUCACGUCCCACGGCCUGUCCUGUGAAGUCUGUAAGUUCAAGGCUCACAAGCGCUGCGCAGUUCGCUCCACCAACAACUGCAAGUGGACCACGCUGGCCUCCAUAGGAAAUGACAUCAUUGAGGAUGAGGAAGGGGUGUUCAUGCCCCACCAGUGGCUGGAAGGCAACCUGCCUGUCAGCGCCAAAUGUGUGGUGUGUGACAAGAACUGUGGCAGCGUGCGGCGGCUGCAGGACUGGCGCUGCCUCUGGUGCAAGGCCAUCGUCCACAACAGCUGCAAAGAACAAAUGGGGAAGGUGUGUCCCUUGGGACAAUGUCGAGUGUCAAUCAUUCCUCCCACUGCACUUAACAGCAUCGACUCUGAUGGCUUCUGGAAGGCCACCUCGGCGUCGUGCACCAGCCCUCUCCUGGUCCUGGUCAACUCCAAAAGCGGAGACAACCAGGGGGUGAAGUUCCUCCGCAAGUUCAAGCAGCUCCUGAACCCUGCACAAGUCUUUGACCUGAUGAACGGAGGACCGGAGCUCGGCCUGCGCCUCUUCCAGAAGUUUGUGACGUUUCGUAUCCUGGUGUGCGGAGGAGACGGCAGCGUGGGCUGGGUGCUCUCAGAGCUGGAUAAACUCAACCUCCAUAAACAGUGCCAGCUGGGCGUCCUGCCUCUGGGCACGGGUAACGACCUGGCUCGCGUCCUGGGCUGGGGAGGCCUCUGCGACGACGACGCUCAGCUGCUGCAGAUCCUGGAGAAGCUGGAGAGAGCCACCACCAAAAUGCUGGACCGGUGGAGCGUGAUGACGUACGAGGUGCCCGCCACCACUAAACGCACGCCCAUCGUGAAAGAGGACGACAGCCUUGAUUCUCCUCUGCAGGUCCACAUCACUCAGUAUGCGGACUCCGUGGCCUCACACCUCGCCAAGAUCCUGGACUCGGACAGACACAGCGAUGUGAUUUCCUCUGCCAAGUUCCUGUGUGGGACGGUGAAUGAUUUCGUGGCGGAGGUGGGGAAGGCGUACGAGAGAGCCACGGAGAACAAGGAGGAGGCAGAUGCUAUGGCAAAGAAGUGUGCAUUGCUGAACGAGAAGCUCGAUUCCCUCGUCAAGGCCUUAAGCGAGGAAGCGGAGGCUCAGGUGGUGCCAGCGGGUUCAGUGCCCAGCCAGGAGAGCGGCGGCUCAAGCCCUGGCGAAAAUGGCGGCGAGUCGGGUUCAGAGGGUAAAACGUACCGGUCAAAGGAGCAGCUGAUGCUCAGGGCCAACAGCCUGAAGAAAGCCCUGAGGCAGAUCAUCGAACAGGCUGAGAAAGGUAGGAGGAAGGCCUCAGCAGGAACAGAUGGAAAAGUGGUGGACGAGCAGAACCGACACACUCAGGUCCAGAGGAUGUCGUCCUCGUCCUCCAUCAAAAGAGAAAGCAGCGAGGAGCUGAAGGAUGCUGAGCCACGUCCAGGAGGCUUGAGUCCCGUGUCCCCCGUUGUUCUUGAGAAAGCAGAGAGUCUCGGCACGGUCACCUUCAGCGAGGAGUCUGUGCAAUGUUCAGAGAAGUGCGUGAUGAACAACUACUUCGGCAUCGGCCUGGACGCCAAAAUUUCCCUCGAGUUCAACAACAAGAGAGACGAGCACCCGAAAAAAUGCAGCAGUCGCACCAAGAACAUGAUGUGGUACGGAGUGCUGGGAACCAAAGAGCUGGUGCAGAAGACCUACAAGAACCUGGAGCAGCGAGUCCAGCUGGAGUGCGACGGGGUUCCCAUGUCUCUGCCGAGUCUGCAGGGCUUGGCUGUGCUCAACAUCCCCAGCUAUGCAGGCGGCAUCAACUUCUGGGGAGGCACCAAGGAGGAUAAUAACUUUGGCGCUCCGUCAUUUGAUGAUAAGAAGUUGGAGGUGGUGGCGGUGUUUGGCAGCAUGCAGAUGGCCAUGUCCCGAGUCAUCAACCUGCAGCACCACCGCAUUGCACAGUGCCGCCAGGUGAAGAUCACCAUCCUCGGGGAGGAGGGGGUCCCUGUGCAGGUGGACGGAGAGGCCUGGAUCCAGCCUCCUGGCAUCGUCAAGAUUGUCCACAAGAACCGGGCACAGAUGCUCACCAGAGACAGAGCGUUCGAGAGCACACUGAAGUCGUGGGAGGACAAGAGGAAGAUCGACAGCUACCGCGCCAGCAGGCCCCGCCUUAACUCCCAGCAGUCCAUGGAGUACCUGACUGAGGAGGAGUGCGCUCAGGUUCAGCAGCUGGGCAUCGUGGCCGACACUCUCAUCAAUAAGAUCCGCGAGGCAGCCAAGACCCACAAGGCAGUGGAGCAGGAGUUGGCUCACGCCGUCAACGCCACCGCCCUGGUGCUCACGGAGGCCAAACUGUCCAGCCCAGAGUGUCUGAGUCGCAGCACGGCGGUGGAAAUCGUCAACAGCAGCAAAGUUCUGCAGGCUGAGACCAGGAUGCUGCUUGAUGGAAAACUACUGUCGGAUUCUCCGGAGGAGGAGGAGCUUCGGUCGUCUCUGAACAGCCUCAGCGCUGAGCUCCACAAGCUGGACGACAUCCACUGGAUCUGUCCGCUCAUGCAGUGUUCAGAGGAGGACUCAGUGAGGGCCAGCAGUAAGAGCAGCAGCAGCAGCAGCAGCAGCAUGAAGCUGAAAAUCAUACCCAAAGGGAAGAAGGAGCGAGAGAAGCUGCACAAGCAGAAGUCCAACAGCUCUCUCUCUGGAGCUUGGGAUAUCAGAGGUGGACCUGGUGAGGCAGAUUCCUCAGGCAAUUGAAGCGUGAGGUGCUUUAUUACUGCCCUCGUUUCAUCCAGGGAUGAGGAGCUCCCCUCCUGUUCUCCUCCCCUGCAAUACCCAGUGGCCUGACAGAGGAAGAAGAGGAAAAAUCUUUGCAACUUUUAUGCUGUUUUUAAGUUCUUUACCCUCCAUUUUGCAGGGAGGAGCUUUCUUUCCUCUCCUUUUUUUUCUUUUUAAAUGUGUAUUGAAGGUAAAGGGGACUGGUUUUGCAUGGCUUCACCACUGAGGUUCUGCUUUUGGUUCAGUUUACCUGUUUGAUUUUGGAAUUUGCCGUGGCCAGCAGUGAAUCAAAGAGGGGACGAGGGAGGCGCAGAACCAAAGCGUUCUCGCAAUAUUUUUUUUCUUUGACAAAGAAUUGUGUUCACAUGGUGCUCUCCUCGCAUGUCGAGUGCAGCCAUUUUAUUUUCUAACUGUCAGAAGAUGUUACAACCUUGUAAUUCUUUUCUCUUUAACUUUUAAUCGUUCUAUUUCUGAACUUAUGAAUAGCCUUUUUUCUUUGUCAAGACUUUCAAAGAGUAUUUAUUUGUUGUUGCUACUGCCAUGAGAACUGAAACGGCAACAAAUCAGCAAAAUGAACAAACUGAAACAUCUCAAACUUAUCAUCUACUGAACUGGGGAAUAUCUUAAAUGUUGCAAAAAAUGUACUGAGGAAUGUACUCGUGUGGACUUGUAUUAACCUGUGAAUAAUGAUGACGUUAAAUUAUGAAUUAUAUGAGAUUUCAGGUUCUGCUGUUGUGGUUCUAAAGUGGUUCUUAAUAUCCUGUUGUCUGACUAGUGUGGUACGAGGCUAUGCAGCCACGCUGCAAACAAAAAACAAACAAAAAAAAACAAACAAGGUUUUUAUGCGAUGAGUCAUUUCAUCUGGAAUUGAGCCUCAUGAAAAGGGUUGACUCUGGGAUUUAAAGUAAAAAAAAAAAAAUUGUUUUUGUUUUGUUUUUUCCACCCGUUUUGAGGUACAGUACCAGAUGGAAUGACUCAGCUGUAUUUGGCAGUAUAUGGUGAAGGUGUUUACAGGAGGAGGAAGCAUCAAGGACACAUUGGUAAAACAUUACAGCUACUCAGCGUAUUACUCCUUCUUUGCCAUACUUGUGAUUGUAAAUGUAAUAUAAGAAUAAGAGUCAGUGGAAUUUGAUUUUGCCUUGUCUCUGGUUAAAAUCUAUUAUCAUUAUUAUGAUUAUUAUUAACAGCAUAUAUAUUUUUUGUAUAUUUUAUUUUCCCAAUGGUAAUCUGUGAAGCUGUCCUGGCUUUGCUGCUUCCCCCUUUGACAAAACUCUUUGCCCACCGUGCAUAUAAUGAAAGCCAAUUAAUGCUGUUCUGUGUGUCCCUGCAUGCAUACUUAGCCUUUCUUCGCCUCACAGUGAGGGCUGAAGUUGCCUCGAAGUAUUGAAUUUUAGUUUGUUUGUUCGGAGGAGCAGCGUUUGCAAAUCAGUUGUUUUUGUUCUAACCUGCUUGUCACGCCAGAUUUUCUGAGUUUCACAGCAAGACAACACUUAUUUAGCAAAAAAAAAAAACAAAACAAAGAAAACACUUAAAUGUAUGUCAAAUACUUUACUUUGUUGUCCAAACUUAAAGAGUGUAUCGAUUUACACUCCAAGCAGGUUAAAACAAACACAAAAGUUUCAUGUAUCUGUUAUUUUCAGUGCUGUUGUACACGUGCUGCCAUUCGAAAAUGCCUAAAUAUCCACGUUUAUCCGUUCCUGAGGCAACUACUACCCAAGUUUUACAGUAAUAUUCUUGAGAGUUUGAUUUUUUUGGGAAAGUCACUUAUUUGCUGUGUUACCACAAGAUAACUAAAAAGAUUAAUACUUGUUUGUUUGUUUCAUAUCAGUGCAGUAAGUAAAGCUUCCCCAUAGGGUUAGCUUAGCUUAGCAUAAAGAACAAUUGAAGAGUUGUCGACAGGGUUUCCCUGUCAAAAGUAAAGUACGCCUUCCAGCGCGUCGCAGAAUGUGUUAUCAGCUUGCUCACUAGCUACCAAGUACAACUCGUGUCACCUGUUUACAAAAACGUUUGAAGCUAGCAUCUUUGCUUUGAUGAAUUUAAGAAAAAGCUCAAAAGGAUCUUUUUUAAAACUAAUAAAUCCAGUUGAUAAGACAACUUUGUGAUCGCUGGAGCUUUACUUGGAGCUAGGCUAGGCUAGCUGUUUCCCAUGCUUCUAGUGCUUUGUGACAAGCUAUGCUGAACACGUUGUGAAGCUAAGUCUAAUCUUUAUGCGGUUCUUCUGAUCUUAAUGCUCUGCAAGACAGCAAAAAUGUGAAUUUCUUAGAAUAUCAGUUUAUUGCUUUAAGUACUUUAAGUUUUAACUGCCAGGAUGUAAUAAAGAAGUAAUGUUCUCUAGUUAAGAUUAAACCUGAGUUAAAUAUGAGCUACAACAGUCUACAAACUGUCUGCCAGGUGGAGUUAACUACAUUUUUUGUGAAAAACAUAGAAAAGUGUUUGUUUUCUAGACUUCUAGACUACAGUUAACCACCACUUUAAAAACUACAAAAAAGAGGGACAAAACAUUAAGGCUAAGACACUUUGACUCAGGUCUCAUCAAGAAGUGUCAAACUGCUUUUUUCAAGCUUUAACUUGUUUAUUACAUCCUCAAAGCAGGCUGUGAACUUGUAAAGGAUUAUUUCUGUGCUUUUCUUCCCCCCACUCAUGUAAAGGGUUAGUUUUUGAUUUUCUCACUGAUUUACAUGUGCUAACUCAAGCUAACCUUGGACAGGGCGGAGUCACUGUGAGGCGCUGUAGAUGAUCAGCUGUGGUAGGACUGUGCUACUGUAUCCAUAGUGUGCCAGCUAUAUGCUCUACACCUUAGAGGCUUUAGUGGUGUUGUGCCAAGUAUGUACUGAGUUCAAUGGGUUAUGAGACAUACAAGGUGUGUGUGUGUGUGUGUGUGUGAGAGAGAGAGAGAGAGGGCGCGAGCUUCAGAUGCGAAAGUUGCUUAUGUCGUACAUUUCAAAGUUUACUGUAUCUUGCCUUGCACUUUACGAAGAAGCAAACUUAACGGGGAAAAAAAAGACAUUUGUGUGCGUGUUAAAGGUUUUGAUUGUUGUUUUAUUUUAUUUUUUUGAAUUGAUUUGAUGACAGAAAUCUUUUAUUUAUGAUAAAUGUAUACGGACAAAAUGUGUGGAUAAAAUGUAAUAUAUAUAACCAAAUGUAAAAGAAUGAUAAACAUAUAAAGAUGUAUACACAAAUGUUUAUUACAUCAGUGGUUGUACAUCUCCCACAGCAGCUUGAGAUCUCCCAUUUAACGCCAGUGCUAUUACGUAUGAUCAUGUGUCAUUCCGUUGCCAACUCAGUGAAGUGUCUGUCCAAUGUUAACACCAAUUGGUUUCCAAAUGGUAUUCAAAAAAAGUCAACCAACAUUGAAGUAAGCCAAAGUCAGAGAAAUUCUCCAGUGUUAUUACAGACUACCAGUGAAUCGUUUACACAUUCUGCACUUUGUGUGUGAUUUUUGAAACUGUAACAUCUACUCAGAAAGAAAACCCUCUGCUUUAGUUAGCAUUUUGUUGUGCUGAAAAUGAACGAUGGGUACAAACAUUUAUGGAAGCCAUUUUGAGAUACUACUUGCCUAUGUUUAAUUAUCUUUUAACUGCAGUUGUGUCUUUUUUAAAACAUUACUUCUUACAUCUUUUAUUUCCUACACGUUUUUGUCUUUUUUUUUCGACUGAAACUCUUCCAAGGAGUUGAAUGGAGCUGAGAAACUGAAACGAAUCCACAGAUUACAAACACCCCGCCAUGUUUGUGCAACAGUAUUUCCAUAGACAACAUCUGUGAAUGCACCCCCCAAACCCUCGAUCUGAACAGCCUAUAGACUGUGUGCGCAAUGCUGGAAGCCAGACUUGAUGUUGCACGACCUUGUGUGUCGCGAGGUGUUUUAUUGUGUUAUUGUGUGCAGUGUGUAACAAACACAAAGUCAGCGCAAACCCUUUGGAGAUUAAAUGACUUCUUGAAGCGUGAA